Molecule: messenger RNA, 1032 nt
Organism: Pneumocystis jirovecii RU7
Lineage: Eukaryota; Fungi; Ascomycota; Pneumocystomycetes; Pneumocystales; Pneumocystaceae
Exons: 2
Coding region: 1-1032 (343 amino acids)
Source: RefSeq, a predicted model, not a curated record
AUGUCAAACAAAUUAAUAAAAACUCGAGUAGAAAGAAAUGUUACUCUUAGAUCAGCUUUAAAAAAUGGUAUUAUACAGGAUUGGAGAAAUACUAUCAAAGCAGCAGGCAUUCCAAUGCCAAAAAUGAGAACUAUUCCGGAUGAUGGAUACAUUGAUUUAAUAUACAUGCCUGAUACAUAUUUUGAUACGCCUUUUGACCCUUACAGAUCAUUUGAAACUAGUUCUAGUAGGAGUUCAAAUACUAUAUUUCGUAGCACAACAAAUGAAAGUAUUUUAUCAGAAAGAUUAAAAGAAUUUACAUUCCAUUCAAAUCAAAGUAUACCAAAUCAAAAGUAUAUGAAUAUAUCGACAUAUUCAAAAACAUCACUGCCCCUCAAAGAAAGGUAUUCUUAUAAUUCAAACUAUAAGAAACAUACAUCAACAAUACAUACAUCUAGCAGUAGAUGUUCUGAAAGCGGAUUCUCAGACAGAACAAAUUCUAUUGUUAUUCAACCAAAUACAAAUAGAUUAGAUUUUUAUGAAAAAGCAGAAAAACCAUAUUAUGCAUCACCACAAAUUAAAGAAUAUUUAAAACCACCUGAAUUCCUUUUUUCUAGUGAAACAUUACAUUAUAUGAAGCAUCCUAAAGAGAGGCCUGUACUUCCAUUUUUCAAUCAGAAAGCAGAAUAUAUUAAUAAACCUAUUUAUGCAGCACCCAAAAACCCUAUUUACCCAGCACCUAAACUAUCUCUUCAAGAAUAUACAUGGAGAAAACAAACAAAAAGUUUUAGAUCCUUAAAAAUCCGUCAACCAUUUAUACAUACUUACAAAAAUUCAAAAAAACCCAAAUUCAAUUUAAGCGAAAGUGAAGAAGAUAUAAAAAAUUUACAGAAAAAAACACAUUCUAUAUACAAAAAAAAAGUUUUUAACUAUUCAGGAAAAAGUAUAAAAAUGAAAACAACAUUCAAUCCUUUACGAAAUAACCGAUGUACUAUAGAAUUAGAUAUUGAUGAGUAUAAUGCCGACUCGGAAGAUGUAUACAAUAGUGAUUAA